Molecule: messenger RNA, 1292 nt
Organism: Epinephelus fuscoguttatus (brown-marbled grouper)
Lineage: Eukaryota; Metazoa; Chordata; Actinopteri; Perciformes; Serranidae
Product: ADP-ribosylation factor 4
Exons: 6
Coding region: 145-687 (180 amino acids)
Biological process (GO): vesicle-mediated transport; intracellular protein transport
Cellular component (GO): plasma membrane; cytoplasm
Molecular function (GO): GTPase activity; GTP binding
Source: RefSeq, a predicted model, not a curated record
CCUGGACGUGGCAGAGAGGAGGAGGAGCAGCAGCUGCGCCCCCUCCGCUCAUCUUUCUCCGCCCGCUCCUCCGUCUCCUCUGCGGCUCCGAGCAGCAGGUUCUCCACCGGCCGGUUCUCCAGUGUCGGGUCGUGUUCUGUCACCAUGGGGCUGACCAUCUCGUCUCUGUUCUCCAGAGUGUUCGGGAAGAAGCAGAUGAGGAUACUGAUGGUCGGUUUGGACGCAGCUGGAAAAACAACGAUUCUCUACAAACUGAAACUCGGAGAGAUCGUUACCACCAUCCCAACUAUUGGUUUUAAUGUGGAGACGGUGGAGUACAAGAACAUCUGUUUCACAGUUUGGGACGUUGGUGGUCAGGAUAAGAUCCGACCUCUGUGGAGACACUACUUCCAAAAUACACAGGGUCUGAUCUUCGUGGUGGACAGUAACGACAGAGAGAGGGUAACAGAGUCCGCUGAGGAGCUCUCUAAGAUGAUCCAGGAAGACGAGCUGAAGGACGCCGUUCUUUUGGUGUUUGCUAACAAACAGGAUCUUCCCAACGCCAUGGGGGUCAGUGAACUCACGGACAAACUGGGCCUGCACAGCCUGCGCAGCAGAACUUGGCACGUCCAGGCCACCUGUGCCACUCAGGGGACGGGUCUGUACGAGGGUCUGGACUGGCUGUCCAACGAGCUGUCCAAACGUUAGACCAACUGACAGGCAACAGGAAGCAGCAGCAGACUGAUGUCAUCGACUGAAGUAAUCACCUGGUGGGCGUGUACAAACUGAUGAAGAGGAGGAUUUCACUGUUUUUGGUUUUUUUUUAAAUUAUAAAUGUUUCUGUCUGUAGGAGGAAGUGAUGUCAUGGACUCUGAGCUCAUCAUCCUCUUCUUCUGUUCUUCCUGUUUUUGUUUCUUCUUUUAAUCCGCAUGUUUUAGAAUCAUGUGACAGGAAGUGAUGGAAGAGGAGGGGCGGGUCUUAAGACAGAUGACAGUGUACCUGUGGGCAGGGGAUGGGGUUAACUACAGGUGACAGGGGGCGGGGUUAUCUACAGCUGACAGUAUACCUGCAACCAGGGGGAGGGGUUCACUGCAGCUGAUAGCGUACCUGUGGGCAGGGGGCGGGGUCACCAGCAGGUGACAGGGGGCGGGGUCACCAGCAGGUGACAGGGGGCGGGGUCACCAGCAGGUGACAGUUACCUGGUGGUGUGAUGACUCAUUCCACAGAGCCGUACCUGAAGGCCUCAUCAUUCCUUAACGAUGUGAAGAAGAAGCAGUGACUGAAGACUAUGAUGCAAUAAAGGGUUUUUUUUU